AUGGUGGUCCAGAGUGGUCUUCUCCGAAGUGGAAACGAGGGACGGUACUCGACGCACUUGCUCACUCAGCUUGUGGCUCGAGAGUAUGUCCAGGCACACGAUGAACUGAAUGUCGAAGGAAUCGAAGAUGCUACCUGCAAGUCGCUAAUCGAGUUAACCAAGUCAAUUGAUAUCAAAGCACACGUAUACUCUAAGCAUGUCGACAAGUUCACUGAUCAUGUCUUUGCCGAAGGAUACACCAAGCUCGAACAUGUCAGACUCGCCACUCGACAGGGAGAGCUUGCCGAGGAGAGAGGCUGGUUUGGGGCUGCAAGUGAUCGAUUUGAGACCCAUUUCAAGCGGGCUGUGCAGUACUUCGGCACCGAAGAACAUAUUGAAAUCGUUGGGAUCCUGAACCACCUCGGCGACAAUCAUCGCCGGCUGGGCCACUUGGAUCCGGCCGAGGAUUCACUUAAUCGUGCCCUUCGAAUUCUCACUUCGAUUGAAGGACAUACAAGCCAUCCACAGGCUGCGCUCAUUCUGCAUCACAUGGGUCUUGUGUCACGCGAACGAGGACGCUAUGUUGCUGCCAAGGAAUAUUACGAUCGAGCACUGAAGCAACAACUCGAGACCCAUGGGACACGUAUCCAUCUCGAUAUUGCCGAGACUCUUGAAGAUACAGGAUACAUCCUCUCGGCACAGGGAAAAUACAAGGAGGCUGAGAGACUCUACCACGAGGUAUUUAACAUUCGUCUACAGAUUCAUGGAACGAGGGAACACAAAGACAUUGCAGCGGUGCUUGGAUGUCUUGGUGAUGUCGCCUCCUCCUUGGGCAACUACGAGGUUGCCCUCAAGUACUACCAGGAGGCACUCGAUAUCAAAACCAAAGUCUCUGGCACACGAGAGCAUCCCGAUGUCGCCACUACGAUCCACCAGAUGGGUAAUAUCGCCGAGUCUCAAGGCAACUACGAGGCUGCCCUCAAAUACUACCGAGAUGCGUUAGAGAUCGAAACCAAAAUCUAUGGCACACGAGAACACCCCGAAGUAGCCACUACGAUAGAAUGUCUGGGCAAUAUCGCUUCUUCUCAAGGAAACUACGAGGCCGCCCUCAAAUACUACCAGGAAGCGUUAGAGAUCGAAACCAAAGUCUUUGGCACACGGGAGCAUCCUGAAGUUGCCACCACAAUUCACAACAUAGGGAGUAUCGCCGAGUACCAAGGAAACUACCAGGCUGCCCUCAAGUACUAUCAGGAAGCACUCGACAUCUCCAUCAAGAUCUAUGGCACACGAGAACACCCCUCGGUCGCCGCCACGAUAGAAUGUCUGGGCAAUAUCGCUUCUUCUCAAGGAAACUACGAGGCCGCCCUCAAAUACUACCAGGAAGCGUUAGAGAUCGAAACCAAAGUCUUUGGCACACGGGAGCAUCCCGAUGUCGCCACUACGAUCCACCAGAUGGGCAAUAUCGCCGAUUCCCAAGGAAACUACCAGGCUGCCCUCAAAUACUACCAGGAAGCGUUAGAGAUCGAAACCAAAGUCUUUGGCACACGGGAGCAUCCCGAUGUCGCCACUACGAUCCACCAGAUGGGUAAUAUCGCCGAGUCUCAAGGCAACUACGAGGCUGCCCUCAAAUACUACCGAGAUGCGUUAGAGAUCGAAAUCAAAAUCUAUGGCACACGAGAACACCCCGAAGUAGCCACUACGAUAGAAUGUCUGGGCAAUAUCGCUUCUUCUCAAGGAAACUACGAGGCCGCCCUCAAAUACUACCAGGAAGCGUUAGAGAUCGAAACCAAAGUCUUUGGCACACGGGAGCAUCCUGAAGUUGCCACCACAAUUCACAACAUAGGGAGUAUCGCCGAGUACCAAGGAAACUACCAGGCUGCCCUCAAGUACUAUCAGGAAGCACUCGACAUCUCCAUCAAGAUCUAUGGCACACGAGAACACCCCUCAGUUGCCUCCACGAUUCAUUGCCUCGGUUAUAUUUCCGAUUCCCAAGGCAACUACGGCACCGCCCUCAAAUACUACCAGGAGGCACUCAAUAUCAAGACCAAAGUCUAUGGCACACGAGCACAUCCCGAAGUCGCCUUAACGAUCCUUCGUCUUGGUGGUGUCGCUCGAUCUAGAAAUAAUUAUGAACAAGCCGAAGUAUGCUACCUUGAGGCACUAGACAUUUAUGUCAAGACAUUCAAUACUCGCCAGCAUGAAAAGGUCGCCCGGACCUUGAACGAGUAUGGCAAACUCAAGUAUUUGCAAGGCCAGCUCUCCGAAUCACAAAGCAUGCUCAAGGAAGCCUUGAGUAUCUCCAUGCAUAUCUACAAAGUUCGGAAGCAUCCCAUGAUUGCCACCACCCUCAAAAAUCUGGGUGACGUGUCCAAUGCUCAGGGUGAAUACGCCGAUGCACUCAACUUGUACCAGGAAGCUCUGGACAUUUGGACAGCCACACUCAAUAAUCCAAAACACAAGGAUAUCAAAGAAGUGACAAAAUGUAUUGCCGAUAUUCGAGGCAGGAAUCGUAAGCAAUCCCGUCGGGUCGCACCGUUGGAUGUCGAAUUCUCACACAAGCCUCGGCUAGGGAACCAACGCAAGUGGUUUCGAUGUUUCAUCAUUUGAACGAGCGCGUUCAUUUCCGAACGCCUCAAUGUCUCUUGUGGUGGCAAAUGACACGACAUAUUGUUUGGAAGUCUCAAAAAAUCACACGAGGCGCUUGUGCAUC
This is a messenger RNA of Polychytrium aggregatum, 2689 nucleotides long. RefSeq lists its product as uncharacterized. Bases 1 to 2586 code for a protein of 861 amino acids. Gene Ontology annotation, molecular function: protein binding. Lineage: Eukaryota; Fungi; Chytridiomycota; Chytridiomycetes; Polychytriales. The record is from RefSeq and is a predicted model, not a curated record. The transcript has a single exon.